Molecule: messenger RNA, 2675 nt
Organism: Carassius gibelio (silver crucian carp)
Lineage: Eukaryota; Metazoa; Chordata; Actinopteri; Cypriniformes; Cyprinidae
Product: vascular endothelial growth factor A-A
Exons: 8
Coding region: 556-1308 (250 amino acids)
Biological process (GO): positive regulation of protein phosphorylation; vascular endothelial growth factor receptor signaling pathway; sprouting angiogenesis
Cellular component (GO): membrane
Molecular function (GO): chemoattractant activity; growth factor activity; heparin binding
Source: RefSeq, a predicted model, not a curated record
GCAGCAGUAGCUAGCUAGCUGUUCGUUAAAACCGGGUGACUGCGGCGUCCGUGAUCAUUCAUGUUCAACAGCAAGAGCGAGAACCUGAGAAUCAAGACGACAAAUAAAACAGGAAGCGGAAUUAAAGCAACCUUCAUUCGUGGGGACUCCAAGUGCGCUUGAGUUUUGCAUUCUCUUCUCAACACCUUUGUGUUCUCUCUGGUGUCACACUAAUAAUAUACAGAGUCUGCAAGUUUCUCAUCCAUUCUCAAUGAACGCAUCGCACUUGAAAACUGGCGGCAAGCUAAGCAUGGGAUUACUUUUGUAAUGUGGAUUGUAAAAGCCUUGGAAGAAAAAUUUAAUUUACUUCUCAACAAUGUGACAGGACCUGCGUCCUGGAUUCUCAUAUUUCUGGAUAUUCUGAAAAUAAUCGGCAACAGCUGAGAGACGCUAUAACACACUUGCCGUGGAUCUCAAUCUCUCUGUCUCUCUCAGGUGUCUGCAUGCGUGUUUUGGGACCAACAUGGGAUCCUUGUUGCCCCUAUAGGUCGGACCCCUUGGAAGAAGCCUUUACUCAUGUCUAACUUGCUUUCUGAGACCUUUUCCAAUGCGUUUGCUAAAGUCCGCCUAUCAUCGGAUAGGGUUUUAAAAAGAUUUAUUCGCCUUAUAAAUUCAAUCAUGAACUUUGCCGUCCGCGUGCUCCAGUUAUUUCUUGUGACGCUUCUGUAUUUUUCAGCUGUCAAGAGUGCCUACAUACCCUGGGAGGAAGGCAGAAGCACAUAUGACGUGGUGCCAUUCAUGGAGGUCUAUAACAAGUCUCUCUGCCGUCCUCGAGAAGUGCUGGUGGAAAUUCAACAGGAAUACCCUGAUGACACCGAGCACAUCUUCAUCCCGUCCUGCGUGGUUCUCACCCGCUGUGCUGGGUGCUGUAAUGAUGAGAUGAUGGAAUGCACCCCUACCGUCACAUACAACAUUACCUUGGAGAUUAAAAGAGUGAAACCGCUCCGUCAUCAGGGUGACUUUUUCAUGAGUUUUGCAGAGCACAGUGAAUGCCAGUGCCGGGUGAAAAAAGAUAUUUCGGAGAAAAAAGAAAAAAAACCCCGGAAGGGCAAAGGCCAAAAGCGAAAGAGAAAGAAAAACCGUGAAAAAAAGCGGGAUUUUAGUCAGUGUGAGCCUUGCUGUUCUACGUGCUCUGAAAGGAGAAGAAGGUUGUUUGUUCAAGACCCCGAGACGUGUCAGUGCUCCUGUAAAUACUCUGAAGCCGACUGCAGGUCUAGACAACUAGAACUCAAUGAAAGAACCUGCAGAUGUGACAAACCAAGGAGGUGAACCCAACUGAACUUGAGAAACGGACUCUGACAUGAAGGAUUAUUUCACAGUAAUUCACAGCACUUUGAACUUUGCUCUCAUUAUUCCGUCCCGGAGAUACUGAGCGAAUGAAGUGAAGAGGUUCAGGGGAGGUGGGGGCUUAACAGUCAAUGAAAUGUUCUCUCUGUAUAUGUUCAUGAUUUUCAUGUGUGUGCGUGAAGCGAAGCGAGAGACUGAAAACACAGGAUUUGAAUUGCUGCUAAAUGUUCUUCGGAAAAGCCCUGUGUAAACGUUUCUGAUCUCGGCUGGCGUGCGUAAAGUCGUACUCGAAAUCACUCACUGAGACACAUCACUGGAUUUGGGUCUACUGUGCAGUUUUUCAUGUGAAUCUAAAGGACUGCAACGAUGCGUCGGCGUCCAGCACACGCUGUGGAAUCAUUCCUCCCAGCACGUGAACACUGAGAACAAUGCGUGUGUUUUAGAGACGGACAAAUGAUUGGAGUUUUGACGGAAGGCUAAACUGAUUCUGUCGCUGGAAUGUCACGCCGUGGAAACCCGCCGGCCGCUGUAGUAAAUGUUUGCUCUGGCCUUGACGAGGCAAACACAGGAGGAUUUUGGUCACAUUCACUCCUUAAAGGGAUAUUCAUUCUUUGACAUGUUUGGAAACCACUUUGUGUAGAUUGUGUGAUUAGAUUUCAUGCUUCCACACUACUGGGGAUUUAAGAUGACUUUUUGAAUUUAAAUCCAAAUCUAUUUCCCUAAGCAAUUCAGUAAUUUAUAUAUUUUUUAGAAUAUUUUCAAUAUAUUCUAUCUCUUUGUAUUUAAUUUGACCUAUUUAUGUGCAGUGUUAUCUUAAAAUGGAUCUUCUCACCCUUUAUUGUCUGCAAACCUUCAUGGCUGUCUGGAGUUUUAAAAAAAAGAAGCUUUUCAUACUGGUUUAUUUUCUGUAGAUGAACAGAGAAACAUUCCUAAUACUGAUCAGUGAGUCGUGUUGCCAACUGCCUUGACUUUGCCGCCUUGCUGCAGAUGUGUGUGUGCCGUGUGGUCUCUAACAAACAAACCGUGUAAAUGUGAUUUCGUGUGCAUAUGUUUGUGUGCGUGCAUGUGUGAGUACGAGUCAGUCACAUUUAAACUGAAUAACAAAUAUAGCAGCCAAAUGUAAAUAUAGGCCAAACCCACGUCACCAUUGACUUCUGCUAUAAUAAGAUCUAACAAGCUGAAACAGUUGCUCAGAUGUGGUCCGGUCUGAUUGGAGUUUUACAUUAUUUAUUUACUCUAUGUAAAUAUGUUAAAUAUUAACAACUUUUUGUGUGUCUGUGUAAUGUAGUACAGCAUAUUUAUUUUCAAAUUAUAUUGCCUUUUUUCUAUAAAAUUUUGUUUGAAAACUC